CUGGCAUCUGUUAUACACCUGAAGCCACACUGGAGACUCCAGAAGAAAGAGCACCCUCUCAAAGUCAGCCGGGACACACUAAGAACGCCUACGAGCCACCAAAACACUGUCCAUGAUGAAAAGGGCAAAGCUAACUACAUGAAACCACCUGUCUUCCCUUCAGCCUCCUUUGUCAAAACAGCAUCUAGAAAACCUUUUGGGAUCCUUUCUCCAAAUGUUCUAUGCAGUAUGAGUGGGAAGAACCCUGUGGAGAACAGCUUGAAUGUUAAAGUCAAAAAGAAUGUGCUGCCUGCAACAGUGCACCAGAGUGAGGAAGAAGGACUGCCUGGGAGCUGGGGUAUUGUCAAGCCUGGAAAUACAAAGGAGAAAAUUGCAUUCUUUGCAGCCCACCAGUGUAGCAAUAGGAUAGGAUCUAUGAAAAUAAAAAGUUCCUGGGAUAUUGAUGGGAGCGCUACUAAAAGAAGGAAAAAAUCAGGGGAUCUUAAGAAAGCCAAGGUACAGUUAGAAAUGAUUAGAGAGAUCAACAGCCAGUGCUACCAGCCGGAGCCAUUUACAUGUGGCAUUGAGCACUGUUCUGUGCAUUAUGUGAGUGACAGUGGGGACAGUGUCUGUAGUGGGAAGCUUCUGUCAGUGAUACAGAUGGUUGCCUUUCUUGAGCAGAGAGCCACUGCUCUCCUAGCUAUCUGUGUGAAAAACUGCACAAAUCCACCUGCCAUUGUGAAGAUUUCUGGCCAGUCCCGAGGUGUGCCACCUGCACCAGAGCCCUUCUCUGAUCCAGGAACUUGUGAAGAACCCACGGAAAGAGAAAAUCCUGAGUCUGGCAGAUCACAGAGUGAACCAGUCCGAGUCCUUGACAUGGUAGCCAGGUUGGAGUCUGAGUGCCUAAAGCAUCAGGGCCAGCGAGAACCUGGGAGCUUGUCACGGAAUAACAGUUUCCGGCGAAGUGUGGGCAGGGUGUUGCUCACGAAUGGCUCUCAGGCCAGUGACAAAAGUGAAAAGGGGUCUGCAGACACACCCAGUACCCAGGUGCACCCCACACAGUCGGUGUCUGAGGGAGCAGGACCGUCAGAAACUGACCGUUCUGCAGGGGACCAGGCCUGGGAUAGUACCUCUCAAACCUGUUCCUCAUUGCCAGUAGGCAUGAGCUUCCACAAGGACAGCACAGAAUUAGAGCCAAGUCAGCAGACAACUGUGGAGAACUCCAACCGGAACGACAUAGAAAUGACAGAUGAAUUUGAGAGAUUGCCCUUUUCUCCUCAUACCUGUCUCCAAGCCACCAAAUUGCCCACAGAUGCUAUCAGUUGUAUGAGUAAAGAGUGUGUAGCGCUCCCAAAGCACCAUGCUGAUCAGAGAAAAGAACCUUUGUCUAUCAGCAUUGCCGUGUGCACGGUGGAGAGGGAGCAGCCUUCUGCUAGAGACUCCCUUGAAGAGCCUCUUCCUGGCAUGUUGUUUUGGCUGUCACCUGGACGGGACCAGCAAGAGUGCUCCCAGCUGAAUGAACACACAGCACAAGAGGCUUCAGAGGCCAGUAAGCCACAAGAUGCUGCUGAGGGCAACAGCGCAUGUGAGGAGAAAGAUGGUUCUGUGGAGCCACUCAUCCCAGCAGCCCCCGGGGGGGAAAGUACAUUACCGGUGCUUGAGGUGUCCAGCUGGAAGAAGCCCGUGUCUCAGCAUUUCCUGGAGACAAGGUUUAAAAUCCAGCAGCUCCUGGAGCCUCAGCAGUACAUGAUAUGCCUGCCUCACCACAUCAUGGUGAAAAUCUUCAGGUUACUCCCCACCCUGAGUUUAGCGAUUCUUAAAUGUACCUGCCGCUACUUUAAGUCCCUCAUUGAAUACUACAACAUCAGGCCAGCAGAUUCUCGGGGGGUCCAAGAUCCUCGCUAUAGAGAAGACCCUUGCAAGCAAUGCAAGAAAAAGUAUGUGAAAGGGGAUGUGUCCCUGUGUCGGUGGCAUCCCAAACCCUAUUGCCAGGCAUUGCCAUAUGGGCCUGGGUACUGGAUGUGCUGCCACCAGUCUCAGAAGGGCUUUCCCAGCUGUAAGCUAGGCCUUCAUGACAAUCACUGGUUACCUGCCUAUCACAGCUUUGACCGGACGAUCCAUAAGAAAGCAAGAGGGAGCGAGACGGAAGAGGAGUACUGA
Molecule: messenger RNA, 2139 nt
Organism: Psammomys obesus (fat sand rat)
Lineage: Eukaryota; Metazoa; Chordata; Mammalia; Rodentia; Muridae
Product: F-box only protein 34-like
Exons: 1
Molecular function (GO): protein binding
Source: RefSeq, a predicted model, not a curated record